This is a messenger RNA of Colletotrichum orchidophilum, 222 nucleotides long. RefSeq lists its product as uncharacterized. The record is from RefSeq and is a predicted model, not a curated record. The transcript has a single exon. Lineage: Eukaryota; Fungi; Ascomycota; Sordariomycetes; Glomerellales; Glomerellaceae. The coding region runs from base 1 to 222 and encodes 73 amino acids.
AUGAACGAUGCGACGCAGCCGAUGCUCAGCAAGUCUGCACCUCACGGGCUCGGCGCGUUCUUCGGCCGGCUCGACGCAGUGGCCAUCGUCAGCGACGAAGGGCUUCUGACGCCAGAGGAUUGGCCCAGAGAGUUUUCUAGGUGCGGCAGCCGGCUUGCCGAAAUCAAGCGUAGUCGACAUGAAGUCCUGUGUGCCAUGGAGUGGAUGAAGCUUGCCCCCUAG